CACUUUCUGUUGACAAAAGCCUCUCUAUCUCAUUUGUUCUCAGCCACCACCAAACAUUUUCUUCAUCUUUGACCAAAAACCCUCCAAGCCCUCUCUCUCUUUUUAUCUGAUCUCUCUUUUGAGGGUUUGGUCGAACCCUUUUGCUGAAAAUUCUAAUCCUAUUAUGUAGCUGUUCUUCUUUCUAUUUCCGAUCAAAAUUGUUUUUUCUUGAAACACUUCUUUGAAGAGGGUUUUAUUUUGAGUUUUUGGAUUAUUUGUUUAUUUAUCCUUUUUUUUUUUUGUGGGUUUUUCUUUUUGAGUGAGAAAAAUUCUCUUGGUCGAUGGUUUCAUCGGACGCUUCCGUGGGGGGUUUCUGCGACAAUCAGGUGUGGCCUCCGGGGUUUCGAUUCCAUCCCACCGACGAAGAAUUGGUUCUCUAUUAUUUGAAGAAGAAGAUCUGUGGGAAGAGGUUGAAGAUUGACAUCAUCGCCGAGACUGAUGUCUACAAGUGGGACCCUGAGGAAUUGCCUGGUUUAUCCAAAUUGAGAAGUGGAGAUAGGCAAUGGUUCUUUUUCAGUCCUAGAGAUAGGAAGUACCCUAAUGGGGCAAGGUCAAAUAGGGCAACCAGACAUGGCUACUGGAAAGCUACAGGAAAAGAUCGUAGUAUAAUAUGCAAUUCUCGCCCUGUUGGGGUGAAGAAGACCUUAGUUUUCUACAAAGGACGUGCACCUAGUGGUGAGCGUACUGACUGGGUAAUGCAUGAAUACACUUUGGAUGAGGAAGAGUUCAAGAGAUGCCAGAAUGUAAAGGAAUAUUAUGCACUUUACAAGGCCUUCAAAAAAAGUGGACCUGGCCCUAAAAAUGGCGAGCAAUAUGGAGCACCCUUCAGAGAAGAAGAUUGGGCUGACGAUGAAUGCCCAAAUUUUAACAGUCCUAUAACUCUGAAUGAUCCAGUUAAUAAAGACCGAGAGUUUAUUUCAAACGGUGAUGUGAGAGUUGAAAGACAAAUCCCUCCUUCGAAUGAUCUUGAGCAAUUCUUCAAACAGAUUGCUGAAGUCCCGCUUGACCUGCCUCACAACAAUGCUUACACUUAUACCCUUUCUCAGGUUAUGAGUGAACAAGAAACUCAAAGUACUUUGGUGGAUCCAUCUUCCAGAGAUAUUGUCCUGCCAGAACCUGUGCAGUCCAAUGUUCAGCAGUGUAAUUUGCAGGCCAGCUUCGAUGUCACUGAGUCUGCUGUCUCCCAAUUGCAAUCACAUGAGGUAUCUGAGGUCACAUCUGCUCCUAACAUUCAUGAACAGGAGCAGCCUCUCAUACUACCUGAAGAGGAUUUCUUGGAGAUGGAUGAUCUACUCGGUCCUGAACCCAAUUUUGCAAACUCAGAUCAAUCCCUUGGUAACUUGCGGUUUGAUGAGACCGACGGAUUAAGUGAGCUUGACCUGUUUCAGGAUGCAGGCAUGUUUCUGAAUGAAAUGGAGCCAACUGACCAGGCAACAAUUUCACAGCCAUAUGUAAAUUCCCUUGAACAGAAUAUGGUGACUCAAUUUGGUUAUCAGUUACAAGCCAAUGCAGCUGGUGCAAGCCUGGUUAAUAAUCAGAUGUAUCCAGAAGGCUUAGACCCAAUUUACAAUCAGAUAUAUUCAGACAGUGGUCAUAUUAACAACCAGCUGUAUCCAGAUGGUGUAGACCAAAUCAACAAUCAGUUCUAUCCAGAUGGUUCAGCUCAGAUUGACAAUCAGCUGUGGGCACAUGAUCAGGGGAUAAAUAACUAUACUUCUGCAGAAGUAAAUUAUGGUUCUCUGUCAAAUCCCUCUUCAGGUGUGGUAUGUGAUUCGUCAAAUUAUCAAGCAGAAGCAAAUAAAAAUCAAACUAGCAAUAAUGGCGCUGCUACGAGUCGGCUCUCUUCGGCUUUAUGGGCCUUUGUGGAGUCAAUACCUACUACUCCUGCUUCUGCUGCUGAGAAUGCAUUGGUGAAUCGUGCUUUUGGACGGAUGUCUAGCUUUAGCAGGAUGAGAAUAAAUGCUAGAAACACAAAUGAUGUUGCAGGUAAUAAUGCUGAAACUGUGAGAAAGGCAGUCAGUAAAAGGGGUUUCAUUUUGUUUCCAGUUCUUGUGGCAGUUUUUGCUAUUUUAUGGGUUUUAAUUGGUACUAUGAGAUUAUGGGGAAGAAGUAUCCCUGCUUGAAAUAUGUGAAUGGGGAUGGUGGGCUUUUGCUACAAAUUUUUGACCCAAUGGUAUUAGUGAGGUGGUCAGAAAAUGAAAACAUGUCAGUUAUUUCAAUUUUCUAAUUGAAUUCUGAAUGUAAAGGAUGAAGUUUAUAUUAAUGUUAAUAGAGAUGCAUCUUAGUAUAUGAAA
This is a messenger RNA of Ziziphus jujuba (common jujube), 2333 nucleotides long. RefSeq names its product NAC domain-containing protein 17. The record is from RefSeq and is a predicted model, not a curated record. The transcript is spliced from 5 exons. Lineage: Eukaryota; Viridiplantae; Streptophyta; Magnoliopsida; Rosales; Rhamnaceae. Gene Ontology annotation, biological process: regulation of DNA-templated transcription. Gene Ontology annotation, molecular function: DNA binding. The coding region runs from base 321 to 2162 and encodes 613 amino acids.